CAACGGAAGCAUGUCAGAGAUUCAAUUUGCAAGUAUAAAUCAAUAUCCCAAAUACAAUCAACAGUUGAAGGAAGGUAGAAAUAAUUCAAAACGUGCGCAAAUACUCGCACGAAAUUCGUCCCAGUUCAGUUCAACGCAGCCAACGCCGAAAAGAGACAGAAAUACCAGGCAACGUCGUGGAAACGAGAAAAGGCGAAUAAGAGAAAGACGUAAACCUGAUACUGACUCUUCUCCGAUUCCUACGACAGAACAAAGAUCUGACAGUGUACCGAGGAAAAUUUAUCAAUGGUGUUCACAAUGUUUCGGGAAAAAGAAAUCCAAGAUAUCCCAGGUUCGUAAAUCUCAGUCCAAUUUCUUUAAGCGUCUCAGAGAGAGAUGCAAGAAGAAAAAGCAAAGGAAGAAAACCACUUUCAAGGAAAAGAAUGGCGUUUCAAAGACACGACACGAAGAUGAGGUUAAAGGAAUGUCGAGAGAAGAGAGGGAUCAAAAGAUCGAUGUGUCAGAAGAUCCGUUGAGUAGGAAAAGGAGGGAGAGGGGGAAGAAAGAUCGACACGUUGGUGAAGUUAAAGAAUCGUUAAGACAAGUGAGAGAUCAAAAGAUCGAUAUGUUAGAAGAUCCUUGGACUAGUGAAAGGAAGAGGAGGGUGAAAAGAGAUCGACGCGAAGAUGAAGUUAAAGAAACGUCAAGACAAGCCAGAGAUCAAAAGAUGGAUGUGUUUGACGACUCCUGGAGUAGGGAGUGGAAGAAGAGGAGGCAAAGAGAUGCGCUGGCUCCAUCUGUGCAUUCGUUGGAGAGAUCGAAAGAAGAGGAUCAAGAGGAAGAAACGAUUGAAGGUAUUAUUCCCGACGUGGGAAUAGAUUUCACGAAAAGCUGUUGCUACCUGUGCGCUAAAAAUACGAUGGCAAUCGCGGCAGCACUGUCUGGUAAGGCGGAGAAAUUCCACAUGUCUAUACAAGCUUCCACUAAAGAGAUAUUGACCUCCGACAAGAGUGUGAGUCCGGCUACACAGGUUAGGACUGUACAAUCAUCCGUGAGAGUAAAAGUGCGUGACAUGGGCACCCUGAUCCCGGAUAAAAAGAAGAACAAGAAAAUGCGGCCAAAAUUGAAGAUCAAGAAACUUAAUAUUCUUCCAAAAUUAAAAUUUCCUCUGUAUCCAAAAGUGCGAACUGUUGCUUGCGAGACGAAUCAAACGACGAGAUAUAAUAAUAUACCACAAUGUAGGGCAAGGCGUGGGGGAAACUGUGUAACGGUAGCUAAUGCAACAUAA
This is a messenger RNA of Eufriesea mexicana, 1267 nucleotides long. RefSeq names its product DNA ligase 1. Lineage: Eukaryota; Metazoa; Arthropoda; Insecta; Hymenoptera; Apidae. The transcript has 2 exons. The record is from RefSeq and is a predicted model, not a curated record. Bases 11 to 1267 code for a protein of 418 amino acids.